Messenger RNA from Zingiber officinale, 2161 nucleotides. Its product is annotated as TATA-binding protein-associated factor BTAF1-like. Gene Ontology annotation, molecular function: TBP-class protein binding; ATP-dependent chromatin remodeler activity; ATP binding. The coding region runs from base 1 to 1881 and encodes 626 amino acids. The record is from RefSeq and is a predicted model, not a curated record. Lineage: Eukaryota; Viridiplantae; Streptophyta; Magnoliopsida; Zingiberales; Zingiberaceae. The transcript is spliced from 11 exons.
AUGGGCGGCCGGGCGACAACACACCUGGACGCUUUCGGACGGAGGAACUCGCUUUCGAUCGAGAUAAGGGCCGCCAUGACUUGUGGGCAAAAGAAGCAACAGCGGUACCAGCAAGAAGGGAUCAACUGGUUAGCUUUUCUGAAACGCUUCAAGCUUCAUGGAAUUCUAUGUGAUGACAUGGGCCUUGGUAAAACACUUCAGGCAUCAGCAAUAGUGGCAUCUGAUAUCGUGGAACAACGCGCCCACGACAGUUCCAAAGACCUUCUGUCUCUGAUUAUUUGCCCAUCCACGCUAGUUGGUCAUUGGGCAUAUGAAAUAGAAAAAUAUAUUGACAAUUCCUUAAUGGUUACCCUUCAGUAUGUUGGUUCUAACCCAGAAAGGGCAUUGCUUCGUGAUCAAUUUGAAAAGUGCAAUGUGGUCAUAACAUCUUAUGAUAUUGUUCGUAAGGAUAUUGAUUUCCUGGGAAACCUUUCUUGGAACUAUUGCAUUUUAGAUGAGGGCCAUAUUAUCAAGAAUUCAAAAUCUAAAAUAACAAGUGCUGUGAAACAGUUGAAAGCUGAGCACCGUCUUAUUUUGAGUGGCACUCCUAUUCAGAAUAACGUCUUAGAACUUUGGUCUCUUUUUGACUUCUUAAUGCCUGGAUUUCUUGGGACAGAGAGACAGUUCCAGACUACUUAUGGGAAACCAUUGUCGGCUGCAAGAGAUUCAAAAUGUUCUGCUAAGGAUGCUGAAGCUGGGGUUCUUGCCAUGGAAGCUUUGCAUAAGCAGGUCAUGCCGUUCCUCCUCCGUCGAACUAAGGAUGAAGUCUUAAGUGAUCUUCCUGAGAAGAUUAUUCAAGAUAGAUACUGUGACCUGAGUCCUGUUCAACUAAAAUUGUAUGAACAUUUUUCUUUUUCAAGUGCCAAAAAGGAAAUAACAAGCUUGGUUAAAGAAUAUGAGGCGAGCUCUGUAGGAGAAUCUACUGCUUCAAAAGCAACUUCUCAUGUCUUUCAGGCCAUGCAAUAUCUACUAAAACUAUGUAGUCACCCAUUGCUUGUUAUUGGUGAAAAGACACACGACUCCCUUGUCUCGCUUCUAUCAGAUGUUAUUCCAGGCUGCACUGAUCUUUACCGUGAGCUCCAUGAACUUCGUCAUUCUCCUAAAUUCGUCGCUCUUCAAGAGAUUCUUCAAGAAUGUGGAAUAGGUUUAGAUCAAUCAAGUUCUGAUGAUGCCUUAACUGUUGGCCAACAUCGAGUAUUAAUUUUUGCUCAACGCAAGGCUGUCUUGGAUAUCAUUGAGAAGGAUCUUUUUAGGACCCAUAUGAAGAGUGUGGCAUACUUGCGGUUAGAUGGCUCUGUUGAAUCUGAAAAGAGAUAUGAUAUUGUCAAAGCAUUUAAUUCUGACCCAACAAUUGAUGUUCUGCUGCUCACAACUCAUGUUGGUGGGCUUGGACUGAAUCUUACAUCUGCUGAUACACUUGUUUUUAUGGAGCAUGACUGGAACCCAAUGAAAGAUCUGCAGGCUAUGGAUAGAGCACACAGGUUGGGUCAGCGGAAAGUUGUCAACGUCCAUCGACUCAUUAUGCGUGGUACUUUGGAAGAGAAAGUCAUGAGUCUGCAGAAGUUCAAAGUAACUGUUGCUAAUGCUGUUAUCAAUGCUGAGAAUGCAAGCUUGAAAACCAUGAAUACAGACCAGUUGCUUGAUCUUUUUGCUUCUUCAUCAACUGUCCGAAUGGGAACCCAAGCUUCGACAAGCAUUGGUAGCAAUAUGGACAAUGAUCCAAAGUCCUUGAUCAGUGGGAAAGGCUUGAAAUCCAUUAUCAGUGGGCUUGGGGAGUUGUGGGAUCAGUCGCAAUAUGAAGAGUACAACCUAAACCAAUUCUUGGAAAAGCUCAAUAGCUGAGUCUUUAGAGUAUUGCAGUUGGAAAAGCUCAAUGACUUAGGUAUUGCAAUGUACAGGGUGAUUCAGGAGAGUCCAUCAACGCCAUUUUUGAAUGUGUUACUCGUGAUUUUUUUGUUCUUCGAACAUGCUAAUUUUUGCAGCUGCUAACAUCUAGGUGAUCCAAAUUUUUAGGAGGGCAGGGAUGGAUCACUAGAAUCACGAUGGGCAUUUCAUGUAUAAAUUUCAGUUGUAUGACAACUUAUCUUGUUAUCUAAAUGUCCAUUAAUCAUUCCACACGUUA